AUGGGUGAUCAGGAAAUCUUUGCAGAAGAUGGAGGGCUACGGGAAAAGGUUCCAAAAGGAAAAGUUGUUAUCUGCGACAGAGUCUACACUGACAAAAAGACGGCAGGCAACAACGCAAAGCUUGCCCUCCCCAGCCUUGCUGAUCCUGGACCCUUAUUCAAAUUCAAAUCCAAGUU
Molecule: messenger RNA, 176 nt
Organism: Cylindrotheca closterium
Lineage: Eukaryota; Bacillariophyta; Bacillariophyceae; Bacillariales; Bacillariaceae
Source: the annotation of a GenBank genome assembly